AUGGUGGCAGGAAUGCUGAUGCCUCUGGCAAGCCUAAGGGCGGUUUACGAGCUGCUGUUCAGGGACGGAGUCCUGGUGGCUAAAGCAGACACCAGGCCCCAGAGCAGACACCCGGAGCUGGAAGGGGUGUCCAACCUGCAGGUGAUGCGAGCCAUGACCUCCCUCAGCUCCCGAGGCUUCGUGCGAGACACCUUCGUGUGGCGACAUCACUACUGGUACCUGACGAACGAGGGCAUCUGCUACCUGAGAGAUUACCUGCACCUCCCCGCGGAGAUCGUGCCCGCCUCCCUACAGCGGGGGGCCAGACCCCGCGUGCCCCCCACGGGAGGGCGAGGGAGAGCGCUCCCCCCCCGCCCCGUCACCCCCAGGGUCGCGGACCACCAGCGAGCAGUUCAGGAGCGUGCGGAGUACCGGAAGGUGGAGGAGCCCAGGGCGGAACCAGAGUGUGAGAGGGCAACAUCCAGGGUGACCCGCGAGGCCAAACCCACACCAGGUUUGCAGCAGCCCCAGAAACCGUAG
Molecule: messenger RNA, 519 nt
Organism: Callorhinchus milii (elephant shark)
Lineage: Eukaryota; Metazoa; Chordata; Chondrichthyes; Chimaeriformes; Callorhinchidae
Product: 40S ribosomal protein S10a-like
Exons: 1
Coding region: 1-519 (172 amino acids)
Cellular component (GO): cytosolic small ribosomal subunit
Molecular function (GO): RNA binding; structural constituent of ribosome
Source: RefSeq, a predicted model, not a curated record